Colossoma macropomum (tambaqui) is the source of this 1334-nucleotide messenger RNA. RefSeq names its product desumoylating isopeptidase 1a (gene desi1a). Lineage: Eukaryota; Metazoa; Chordata; Actinopteri; Characiformes; Serrasalmidae. Gene Ontology annotation, biological process: protein modification by small protein removal. The coding region runs from base 9 to 566 and encodes 185 amino acids. Gene Ontology annotation, molecular function: peptidase activity. The transcript is spliced from 7 exons. The record is from RefSeq and is a predicted model, not a curated record.
UAGGGCAGAUGCUGAUGACCGUAUACAACUGCUCACCACCUCAUCACAAACACGGCAUGGAUCCUAACGGCACAGCUUUUCCAGUCCAGCUAUAUAUUUAUGAUCUGUCGAGGGGGAUGGCUCGCCAGCUGAGCCCUAUAAUGCUGGGGAAGCAGCUUGACGGAAUUUGGCAUACCUCCAUAGUGGUGUAUGGAGAGGAGUUCUUCUUUGGAGGCGUGGGUAUCUCCAGCUGUCCCCCGGGUGGCACAAUGCUUGGCCCACCAGACACAGUGGUGGAGUUGGGGAACACUGAGGUUACCGAAGAGAUUUUUAUGGACUACCUAUCAUCACUGGGAGAGACCACAUACAGAGGGGAGCGGUACAGGUUGUUUGAGCACAACUGCAACACCUUCACUAAUGAAGUGGCUCAGUUUCUAACAGGCAAGAAGAUUCCUUCCUACAUCACAGACCUGCCUUCUGAAGUGCUCUCCACCCCGUUUGGUCAGGUUUUGAGGCCCAUCCUGGACUCCAUCCAUAUUGCGCCCCCAGGUGGAAACGUCAUCAACAGCCAUAAUAAUCACAGCUAAACUUCUUUAAUCAGCUCUUUACACUUUCAACAGAUACAGUCGUAUGCAAAAGUUUGAAUCCCCCUGGUGAAAUUGCAUGUUUUGUUGAUUUUCUAUGUGAAAACAAGUUAACACAUACUCUAAAGAGAGUGCAUUUAAAUAUUGCAUUUUUCUGCUAAUUUUAGUGCUCAACUUACAUUUAUUUGCAUAACAAUUUAUAGUGAUGCAUCAGUCUGAUACUCUGUCACCAUGGCAACAUUUGUGUGGCGUCAUGCCUCCAUCAGCCGCAUACCGCUAUGAGGUGCAGAAUGAACUGAUGUGGUGCAUCAGAAUAAAAGCCUGAUUCAGGAACUGUUCUCUGUACUGUAUCAGUUUUGCAACCGAAAAAGUAAUUUCAUAGGUUUGCGUUAUCAAUUUCAUGUAGGCUAAAAAAAUGAUAGUUAAUUAAAUUUGAAUAAUUUGGUUAAAUAUGAAAUUAAUAAUAAGGGUGCCUCAUUUUAAAAACCCUCAAUUUAAAUGUCAACUAACAAGACAAGCUGCAGGACUCAUGCUGGCUAAUAACAUCUGCAAUUUGAAGGUAUUUUACAUUUAAUACAGCUGCUAGCAGUACAGCAACUUGUAAUAUUUCAAAAGCUAAAGUUUCGAGGGUUAAACUCACAUUUUGUUUGAAUGUUUAGACGUCAUAACUUUACUGUAGCACUGAAAAGUUUACACUGGAAUUAUAAUUACUAUUUAUUUUCCUGUUGCAUUAUUCAGAAGCAUAUUAAUAAAAAGUUUUUUGUAAUACUU